AUGUUCGACUAUGAGAGAAGACAGGACACGACUUCAUCUUCAGACCUGCCAGCCCCAACGUUGGCGACGACCGAGGAACACACCGCGUCGGUAGCUACUGUCAGUUUGUCUAGUAGUACUCUUACCAUCCUUCCGACAACGUCGAGGACCACGGUAUCACCAAACCCCACGAGUCAUGCCAACUCAACGUUAUUCAAUGUGCCUCCACUCCCUGAGGGCCAACUGCCCCUUGAGCCUGAAAUCACACCAGGAUGGGGCAUUGCCGGCACCCUCCUCAUCCUAACCGGCGUUCCCUACACCCUCAUCGGCAUUCGGGCCAAACGGGUCCAGACCUUCUUCAGCGCUGCCUUCACGGGCGCCCUUGGAACCACAGUCCUGAUUCUGUAUCUCAUGACCCUGCCCGUUACUCCCGCCGUUCAAGGGGCUUUUGUUGUCGCGGCCCUCUGCGCCGGCGCAGCGCUAGGUGGCGUGGCGGUUCUUUUCCGGGACCUCACGGAGGGUCUGGGAUGUCUGCUCGGCGGGUUAUGCUUUAGCAUGUGGUUGCUGGCCCUCCAGCCGGGCGGACUGAUACGAAACAGCACCGGCAAAGCAGUGUUUAUUGCCGCGUUCAGUCUGCUGAGCUGCUGUCUGUACAUUAGUCACUGGACGCGGCGGUAUGGCCUUGUGUGUGGCAUCGCUUUGUCGGGGGCUACGGCCACAGUCCUGGGCAUCGACUGCUUUAGCCGCGCGGGACUAAAAGAAUUCUGGGCAUAUAUCUGGGCGCUGAACGAGGAGUUGUUCCCAGAUGGCGCGGUGACGUACCCGCUCACGCGGGGAAUACGCGUGGAGCUUGCUGUGGCCAUUUUGCUGUUUGCGGUUGGUGUCAUAUCUCAGCUUCGGGUGUGGCGGAUGAUUCGAGCGCGACGGGACGAGGAGGAUGGGAAGAAGGAAGAAGGCAGGUUGAGCGAUGAGGAGGCCGUCCUUCCGUCUCCGUUGGAAGAGGAGGAGAGGAUCGGACGGCGGGUGGAAGCAACCGUGGGCUGCGAGCGCAUCGAGUGGGAGCGUCGGUAUGGGAAUGGCGGUGGGGGUACCCAGGAUGAACCGACUAGUCGUGAUGUUGGGGGUGCACAAGAUCAGGACGACGACAAACGUGGGGGUAGCAGCGAACACAUGUCGGUGACGGAGGUGACGGAGGUGAUGGAGGUUCAGGGGCUAGCUGAACUCCCCGGUGGACAUGAGCUCCGAGACCCGGCCGGGAAGAUAUCACGCAAGGAGAUGGCGAUGGGACAUGGGCUGGAUGACGAUGAUGAAAGCUUGCCCGUCCGGGUUGUUAUUGAGGACGAGCAAGACACAGCUGAAUGUGCGCCACGGGAGAGUCAGAGUACGCAGACGCUCCUGGCGACGACGACAGCAAACGUGAGCUCAUGCUGUGAUGAUACACCGGCUCCAUACACUGUUCCAACGCCAUUCACCGUCCGCCGCACCCCGAGGCCAAGAGAUGAGGAAGAUGGGUCUUCCGUGGCAGCGGUUGUCGGCGAGGAGGAUCGACCGGAGGUGUCGGUCCGGGAUUCUGAGUCUCAUGGCUCUUGGGCCUCGGUACCCGUUUCCCAACUUGCAAGGUGCUCAAUGGACAGUGUCAUAAAUCUGGGUGCAUUCUCAGCAACAACCAGCGAAUGGGGGAAUGGACCGCCAAUAGUGCCGAGCCCGGCCCGAAACAACAGCACCGAGAGCGGCUCUGUCGUGGCUCAUCUCGACGACGACGAGAUCGACGACGGCAAAAGCAUGGGCGACACCGCUGCGUCUGAAACGUCGCAGCGAGCUAGCAGAGGAAAAAGCACGGGGCGAUUUCUGAUUAGCGGUGAAAAGGGGAGAACCCAAGAAGAGACAGUGUGCAAUGUUUCGUUGCUGGAUUCAGCCGACGAGCUGCCAGGCAGCAAAAUAGAAUUGCCUGAUCCGGUCGACAACAGCCAAGAGGUUAUUCCCAAGACGGAGGAGGCUUCGGAAACGGGAAGCUCAGGACCAGCCGUUGGCGAGCCAGUGGUAGGGGGGUGGGUCAGGGUCCAAGACAUUCGCCAGGAAGGGACCGAGCCGCGAGACAUUGGAUCCCGGGGUGCCGGUGCCGGGACUCGACUCAUGCGAGAGGAUCUCGACAAUCUUGAGAUCUGCGAGCGUUGUGAGGAGGAUCCUGGGGACCGUGCGGACCGUGAGGAUCUUGAGGAUCCUGAGGAUCCCAUGUUACUACACGUAGUAAAGGAUCGGAGGGGUCCCACGAGGAGCGGUGAAGCAUCGACCACCACAACCACCAACGCAUACCCCCGGCUGACGCAGGGAAGCCUUCCGGCGGGCCUGUCGGAUGUUGCGGUGACUUACCGCACGAACGAGUGGGCAAAGCAUCUCAGUUCGGCUGAGACCCCGGACCCGGGUGAUCUGGAUCGACGGCAGGGUUUCGUCGACGGGGGGAUGCUUAUUUCCGAAAGGGCGGACGACGGCGACGAGGGUGACAGGGAGCAGGCCGUGCCGUUGGAUAUGAGGGACCUGCAGCGGACGGCCGCGGUCGAGGACGACGGACUCGCUUCCGCCACUGCUAUCACCAUGGCGUCCGGCUCACCACCAUACGUCAGCCCCGAGCUGCCUUCCGAGCUGCCCUGCGAGCUGCCCGCCGACGUGCCCUUACAGCGGAGCCCAGAAGGCCCGCCGCCAAAGCCGAGGGUGCCGUCUCGCUAUCGCGCUUCGCCUAGCCUGAUGAGGAGGCAGAGCACCCCUCUCCAUGCCGAGGUGAUCCCGGAAGAGGGCAGCCAGUUGAGGAGUGCGUCCCGGAUGACACUGCAGCCGCAACAUCAACAUCAGCAACAGCGGCGACGGGGUUCUGCUCAGCCCGCACUCGGCCGUAGCAACACCCACGGCCACGGCCACCCGUACCGGCACUUCGCACCCUCCAUGUCCACACGCUCCAUCUCCGACCCCAUCCGCCCUUCAUCCUCCGCCUCAACGAUUCAGGCCCCAAAGCAGCAGCCGCAGACCCUCAUCGGCAUGCGCGAGAAGAUCCUCCGCCACCGCGCCUCGGGCCUGAUGGCCCCGCCCAGCCAGAAACUCCGCACCGACACCAACGACGCCUUUCAGGAGUCCCUCGACACCCUAGACCUCGACGGUGCCUACGACGCGGAGAGCAUCUACGAAGCCCCGCCACCCCGGUUCCACCCCGUUUGCUUCUCCCCUUCCCCCGGCGCGAUGUCCCGGCCCGUCUCUGCCGACAUAGGCCCGGGCAUGGGCAUGGGCAUGGGAAUGGACCCAGACGACAUGCCGCUCUCCCACCGCCGUAGCAUGCUCUUCCAGAGCCAGACCCGGCUGCCAGCGCAAGCGCCCACAAGACCGACAGCCCUGGCCGAAUCCGCCGCCUUCAACUCACACCAGCCGCCGCGGCGUGACAGCGCCAACUACCUGCCCUCCGAGACCGUGCGCCAGGGCCGGCUAGCUCGCUUCCGGAACGAUGUCGCCGUCGACUUGCAUGGACCAACCAACCUAGGGAUGGGUGGUGCCGUUGGGAUGGCCACUCCGGGACUCCUACGCAGGAUGCCAGCCCCAGGUGCUGGCGGUAUGAGCCACACCAUGGCCAUGAACAACAUAACCAACAACGCCAUGAACCCAGAACUGAUGAAGAUGGCCGCAGCCGCCGCAACGGCGACAGCUGCAGCAGCGGCAGCACCACCCGCACCGCCCGCACAACCGCCCGCGCCCAGCGCGGCCGCCAUCGCUGCUGCGCAACGCCGUGAGGCGGAGAUUGCAAAGCGCGAGGCGGAGGCUACGAUGCGCUUGCGUGCGCAGUGGGCGCUGGAGGAGCAUAUGCGGGGGAGCGGGGUUAUGGCGGAUGUGCAUCGCGAGGCGAUGAGAAGGAUGCAGGGGGGUGUGGCUGUAUAG
This is a messenger RNA of Dichotomopilus funicola, 3894 nucleotides long. RefSeq lists its product as uncharacterized. Bases 1 to 3894 code for a protein of 1297 amino acids. The record is from RefSeq and is a predicted model, not a curated record. Lineage: Eukaryota; Fungi; Ascomycota; Sordariomycetes; Sordariales; Chaetomiaceae. The transcript is spliced from 3 exons.